Penicillium taxi is the source of this 1698-nucleotide messenger RNA. RefSeq lists its product as uncharacterized. NCBI's taxonomy places the organism in Eukaryota, Fungi, Ascomycota, Eurotiomycetes, Eurotiales, Aspergillaceae. The coding region runs from base 1 to 1698 and encodes 565 amino acids. The transcript has a single exon. The record is from RefSeq and is a predicted model, not a curated record.
AUGGACGAAGUUGAUCAAGAUCUUCUUCUAUACGCUCGCUCCCAUGCCAUCGCUGCCGAUAGUUCUAGAACUGGCCCAGCCUGGUUCUCACCAGACUUGAGACUUCAUCCAGAAGAGUGGGACGACAAAAUUGACCAUCGAUUCAAAGCAAUGUACAACGAGUUUAAUCACAAUAUUAGGACUCAGAAGCUUGACAUCAGUUUGAAAUCUGGGCGUCUUGCGUACCAGGCCAUGAGAGAGGAAACCACACCACUUGAGGUCAAUUGGUCCAAUUUUCUUCCCGAAGUCCCACGCCAUAAAACCCUCACACUGGAGGAGCCUGUUGAAGCCAAGGAGAGAGACUUAGCCACCGACAAGAAAGAGAAUGGGACUGCUUCUCACCCAAUAUCGGUUCUUACCUCUCCGUCAGACUCACCAGUACCUGGGCCAAUUAUUCCAUACUCAUCCCCAUCACUGCAAGCUAAAGAAUUCCCCACAAGUCCGCAAGAUAUAAGCUUCUAUGAUUUAUUUCCUAGUACACUUGGCUCUUUGCCCGCAUUCAUGGCAUCAAGGGGAGUGAAGUUGACAAACAGUUUAUCGUCAAGCCCAUGCUUUACACCUUCAAAAUCAAAAGAUGAUGAUACCCAGCAAUCAAUACUUGCAAUAUCUUCAACUUCCCGCCAUGUGGCUCUGGGAUCCAUUCCCGGACUGAACCAAUACAAAGCCAUUCCAUUCCCCAAGAAGUCUACAGAAGAUAUAAUCCUUUUUCUGUCUACAAAGCUCCUCAAAAGCCAUGUUCAGAUUAUCCAACAUUUUGAAAAGUACCAAACCCCUCCCAGGAUAAUCUAUCGAGACCACAGUUGCCCUGGAAUACCAUUCAAAAAUGACCCCAGCACAACCUCGCUAUCAGCCCGUAAUCAUGAACUAAAUACCACACCCGAGGAAGCAAACAUAGUUAUAUCAGCAACAACGGGAGUUGUCCUCACAACAAUCCAGGCACUGACACAACUUUAUCUUCCAGGUCAUUCAUCAACUGACCCCCUCGUCCGUUCGAACAAGAAUAUCAACUCCCCCAUCCUGGAGAAGAUCUUCCGUCUAGCUCCCCGUUAUGAGCAAAUCUAUAUUCUCUUCGCUCAUUCUGCGGGACCAGCAAGUACGGUGACAAGCCAAAAUACAACAGUCAAGGUAGACAGACCACUGGAGGAGUCCGUGCGGUCCCUGAAUAUGCUAUGCGCCUCUCUCUCUACUCAAACCACGAUUAUCCCGCUCACGAUCUGUUCCGAUCAGUCAACAAUGGCAGAAUGCAUCCUCUCUCUGGCAUGCAAACAUGCUCCCAACAUCAAAUCAAUUCAUCAAUUCACAACCAUUCCUUCUGAGAGCAACACCCAGCUUAAGCUGCAGCAACUGAUAAAAGAAGACGAGACAAGCUUUGAGAUAUCUCUCCGUCAAUCAGGGCUCAACCCAUUUGCCGCGCGAGUGGUGCUAGACUUGAUGGAGCUUCAGCAGCGAUCUGAGGCCUACUUCAAUAUUGAAAAGUACCAGGGAUCAGCAAGAUCACAUGUUGACGAGAAUGAAGCCAUGUCAUACGCAUUGGCUGCGUUCAUUGACAUGACACAUGCGGAACGAAUGGAUAUGUUUAAGGAUUGGAUCGGGGAGCGUGUGUUGAUUAGACUAUGCCAUGUGCUCAGGAAGAGCGGAAAGGCCAGGAGCAGAGAUUAG